Fraxinus pennsylvanica is the source of this 657-nucleotide messenger RNA. The record is from the annotation of a GenBank genome assembly. Lineage: Eukaryota; Viridiplantae; Streptophyta; Magnoliopsida; Lamiales; Oleaceae.
AUGGAUUGGUUUUUCAAUCAAGGUAAGCCGGAGGAGGCAAUGGAAUCCUACAGGGAUUUGAUGGAUAGGAAUUAUAGGAUGGUGCCUGCAACUCGGAAUGUGCUUCUAGAGACAUUGUUGAAACGUGAUAGAAAGAAAGAAGCUUGGGAUUUAUUCCACGACAUGUUGGAUGAUCACACACCACCCACAUUCCAGGCUGUGAAUUCAGACACUUUCAAUAUGAUGGUUCACGAGUGCUUUAAGGAAGGGAAGCUCACAGAGGCCAUCGAUUUGUUCAAGAGAGCUGGGAAGGCUGAGAAAUCGAAGCCCUUCUGGAUGGAUGUGGCUGUAUAUAAUAGUAUGAUUACGAGGUUAUGUGAACUUGAGGUGAUGGAGGAAGCAGAGCAGUAUUAUCAGGCUUUGUGCAAUAAAUCACUAGCUCCAGAUGUGAAUACUUACAAGACUCUGAUUGAUGCAUAUAUUAAAGUGGACAAUAUUGAGAAUAUGUUGGAUAAGUAUUCAAAAAUGGUUGAGGCUGGUUUGAGGGUUAUUCCAGCUUAUGCAAAUAAGUGGUUCCUUUUCAUGAUUGAGAAGGAUAAGAGGGGAUUCUAUGCUCCGUUCAAUAUACGGCAAUACGGGGUGGUUUGGGCAUGGGAAUUUUACUAUCAUGCCUACUAG